UUCUGUGACCUCUGGAGGAGAACAUGCUGCAUCAUCCAGUGUGACUGCCCCUGUGCUGUGACCGCAGGAUGAUCCCGGGAGCAGGACAUGGGAUUUCCUUCCGUUCUGAUCUCUAUAUUUCAUUUGAUGCCAUGUGGAAAUGAUGGGAUGGCGGCGCACAGCGAUCUGGAUGAGACCAUGUGUAAGAGGACGCUGUGCCCGCAUCCGCAGUGCUGGGUGUCCUUCCGGAGGAUAGAGCAGGGUAACCCGCGUUACCGGCCGCCUGGGUCUGUCACGAGAUUACCCUCACAGGAUGCAGCAGGCGGACUCCCGUUCCUGAGUGUAACCACUUUACCAAGUUGCCAAACGCCACCAAAUGACAAUGAGCUUCAUCAGCUCCACGUGUCCUCCUUACUGACAUUCAGCGCAGAGUCUGCUCCUAGAGAGUGCACCCUGUACAGCAGUGCUGCCACCUGCAGUAUGGACAAAGUGCUCUUCCCGGGUGUGAACUCGCUCAGGGGGAUGAGAGGGCCGUCUAGAAGCCCGGAAUCUUACGCCUCUUCUCACAGGAAGACUGCGCAGGUGGAUGUAGUAGAUCCCUACUUCAAAGAUGGAAGGAGCAGACACAUGACCAUGAUAUGGGUGCCAAACGCCCAGCAGAAACCUCAGACGAAAGACAGCGAGAAACCACCGAAGGUCCAGAUUAAAUACCUGACACUUGCAGACAUGCCUGGAGGAGAGAAGGGGGAAACCUGGAACCCAGCUCUGCCAGCACAUAGGAAGAAGAAACCCCCGACAGGUGGGUGCCCCCAUAAUCUGACCCUUGCCAGCUCGUCACCGCCCGUCCCGGCUCACACAAAGACCUGGAUGUCAGGAAGCUCCGUGAAGGACCACCCCGAGGUGAUGACAAAGAACAGGAGAUGGCUUUAUGACCAUUUCCCAGACAAGGGUUCCCAAGCUUAUCCAGCUCUUGAUAACACAUUACUGGAGAACCGGCGUGUGGUUCUGCAUGAUACCAGGGCGAGGCGCCAGCACAGCCCAGCUGUACCGCACACAGGAGGCCCGGUGUACAGACUGGAUGAGCAGCAGUUUGCAGCCCUGGAUAACAUGGAGAUGAAUUUGGACAGCAUCAGGAACCAGUAUUACCUGUGGAAGAAGUAUAUUGACAUGACCAGACCCAGCCGCAGAAUAAAGCCACCUGGCUCCGUGGUUUGUGACGUAGCGCGAUCAUCUGACUCUGGGAGCAGAGAUUCUCCAUCCUCCCCUGGAUUUUCACAAAGCUCUGGGACAGGCGCUGAGCCCUAUAAUACACCUCGAGAGAUGGACGCCGUGAGGAAAAGCCAGCAGGACGUUCCAGGAGCAGGGGACAGAGACGGAGAGUCUGUAGAGCCCCCUGGUGACCGGGAUAGCGCACAAGUACUUCCAGACAUAGAACAGGAACAUCUCCCUGAAGAAGAGGAAUCAACAAGACCAAAUGUAUCUCCCGAUCCAGCAGAACCCUCAAUACGUAGCCUGGAAAUUACAGACGUCCAGGAAUCCUCUGAGGGAGGAGUUUCAUCGCCGCAGCCCAACCCUCCACCGCCCUCCCCAGUGCGCUAAACCAGCGCUAACUUCCCUGACACUCAGUUCACUUCCAUAAUCCAUAUUACAGCCAAUCGGCUUCCAGCAUUUACAGCCAAUCAGCUCCCAGCAUUUGCAGCCAAUCAGUUCUCAGGAAACAGCUUCCAGUAAUAACAGCUCUCUGUAAUUGCUAAUGUACCAUUUGGUAAACAAUUGACUUUCCCAUAUCAAAUGUCUGUGCCUCACAUAUGAGGUGUGAGGUACAGCGCAGAUUGCAUCAUGAUUGUAUGUCUAUAUAAAACAACUCUUAUUUUGGCACUA
Pseudophryne corroboree (corroboree frog) is the source of this 1860-nucleotide messenger RNA. RefSeq lists its product as uncharacterized. The record is from RefSeq and is a predicted model, not a curated record. Bases 88 to 1578 code for a protein of 496 amino acids. Lineage: Eukaryota; Metazoa; Chordata; Amphibia; Anura; Myobatrachidae. The transcript has 12 exons.